Messenger RNA from Oppia nitens, 2330 nucleotides. It is a transcript of the gene Reck, whose product is annotated as reversion-inducing cysteine-rich protein with Kazal motifs-like. The coding region runs from base 33 to 2330 and encodes 765 amino acids. The transcript is spliced from 9 exons. Gene Ontology annotation, molecular function: protein binding; metalloendopeptidase inhibitor activity. Gene Ontology annotation, cellular component: plasma membrane. Lineage: Eukaryota; Metazoa; Arthropoda; Arachnida; Sarcoptiformes; Oppiidae. The record is from RefSeq and is a predicted model, not a curated record. Gene Ontology annotation, biological process: extracellular matrix organization.
ACACUAAUUGUCAAGAAUUUUGUCAUCAAAUAAUGCCGACAAUAAAAAAUGAUUACCAAUUGGUUGAAGCAUUGGUUGUAUUUUGUGGCCAAUCUUUUAGUAAUAAAAGUAAUGAUGACCUGUGGCAGUGUUUACUAUCACAAUCAGAUCCAGUGUCGGACAUCAGUCCGACUCACAAAUUAAAUAAAAAUCGUAAUAUAAAUGCAAAUAAAAAGAAAGUUAAAGGCAGUCGACGAAAGACAAGACCAGAGAGGAGACGUCCUUCAAGUGAUCCAAUGAUGAGACUGUGGUCAUCGGCACUCAUGAGUUCUCAUCAAUCAAUGACUGUCUCCCCGUCCUCUCGAAGCAAAUCGCACUAUAGAUUGACUAAAGAUUUUUCAAAAUUAAUGUGUUGUGCAAAAGCCUCAACUAAUACAUGUCGUCAGUUAUGCCAAAAGACAUGGGGCUAUCAUUAUAUGCUAAACUGGGAACAGUUUGAUCGUAUCUGUCGUCACUCGAGUACAGAACCACAUAUGAAUCAGUGUUUAGAUGACACAGAAGGUGUGUGUCAACCGGGAUGUCAGGCACUGGAGUUUUGCCAAACAUUCAACAAUAGACCGGAACAGUUAUAUCGCAAAUGUAGCGCCGAAGCGGACAGUGAGGCAAAAGAUGAUUACGAGACGUGGAUGAGAGGUGCCGUCAAAUACAAUAUCAUUAAUAUUUCGGUCAAAAAUGUGGCCAUUUGUCAAACGGACAUCUGGAAACUCAUUGCUUGUACUAUACAUAUAAAGCCGUGUCUCGAUGACAGUCAUUAUAAUAAUAUAUGCCGAUCUUCGUGUGUCGACAUCAUUAGUGAAUGCAUUGACUCAAAUCAUAGACCAUCAACUCAUCUGUCGGCUCAAUCCAUCUGCAACUUGAUCUCAACAAAUAGUUCCGACAAUUGUAUUGAUAUCCAAACUUUCCUCAAAAUAAAUCAAAUGUCCACUAAUGUAGACAAUCAACAGCAGCCUAGAGAUACACUUAUUAAUCCCUGUAAUCCCAAUACUUGUCUAUCAAAUCAGAUAUGUUUAGUUAAUAAUAAUUGUCGUUUUCGUAAUUGUUUGCCAUUUAAAUGUGUCAGCGCUUGUCAUUUGGGCGAUUCCUCUAAAUUUCGUGUGAUUUCGGGAACAGCAGUAAAACUAUUGAGUCCUAAGGAUGACUGUCACCAUCUGUGCAAAUGUGGAACCAGAGGUCAACUAAUCGAUUGUUACAAAAUAUGUGAUCAUAAAUAUAGAGAUAAUUGUGAAAUAAAUACAAAUAAAAAUGUAACACAUUUGACACAAAUUGCUGUCAAUGAGAGGCAAUGUAUUUGUUUUAAUUCUCGCAUUCAAUGCAAUAAUAGUGCAUAUCAUUUUUAUCAACGAAGGCAAUGUCUACUUAGCUGUCGUCAAGAUUAUUGGCCGGUUUGUGCCAUUAAUGGCCAGACAUUUCCCAACCGGUGUUACGCCCAAUGCAGUGGUUUUACAGAAGAAGAGUACGUUGAGGGUCGAUGUGAUACUACUAUGGAUUGGGUUAAUCGUAGUUCAAAACAAAGGUGUGUCAAGAAAAGUCAUAUAUGUCUGACAGCAGAUCACUGUCCACAAUAUGAAUGUGUAUCGGAACCCAUUGAUUGUGCUAUUUUAGGCUCAAACCCUGUUUGUGAUACCAAUGGUGACACUCAUCCUAAUCUUUGUUGGCUUCUAAAGAAAAAACAAAAAUUUGCUUAUUAUGGCCGAUGUCUGUAUUUUUGUUCACAUUCCGGACCUGUUUGUGCUUUCAAUGGACAGACCUAUCAAUCUGAAUGUACAGCACUUUCCCAUUCAGUUCCGGUCGACUAUUACUCGCACUGUAAUCAUACCUCUGCUUGUGAUGGCAUUCAAUGUUCGCAACAGCCAAUGUGUGUGCAUCCAUAUUAUGAUCACUAUUUAGAUUAUAAUUGUUGUCCAUAUUGUGGAUCAGUUGCUAAACUGAUUUACGAUAAAUACGCCAUCCAUAGGAUUGACGGCAGAUUCAAAGCCAACUACGCGAUGACUGUCGAAGAAGUGGCAAAGCAUUUGUCUUAUUUGAUACGUCUGUUUGGAUGUCAAUCAUAUGUCUAUCUAAGUAUUGAUGACUAUAUUGUAUUUAUGGUAAAACCAGUGGCAAUAGAGCAGUCAUUGACUCAACUGGAACAAUGUCAUCGAGAACUGGUACGUGUAGUCACUCUUAUCAAUAAUCAGUCACCAAUUAUCACUACUCAACUACCACUAUCACUACUGGUUAGAGGAAAGGUAUUACAAUCAUCACAGUAUAUUCAAGUAGAUCUGCCAUCAAAUGUCACACCAAUUAAUUAA